Protopolystoma xenopodis is the source of this 189-nucleotide messenger RNA. NCBI's taxonomy places the organism in Eukaryota, Metazoa, Platyhelminthes, Monogenea, Polystomatidea, Polystomatidae. The record is from the annotation of a GenBank genome assembly.
AUGAAUAAUUUAGCUCCAUUUGGAGCUAAGUUUACUGUUCUUACUGAAUAUGAUUAUCCUCAUACUGACGAAGAUGUCCAAUUAUAUGCCUCCAGCUUGGGUAUCGAUGCCGAAACAGAGCCUGAACUACUUUGGAUCGCUAGGGAAGGUCUCGUAGCUCAUCUCCCCGAAGGUUGGGAAAUAAUUCAA